Molecule: messenger RNA, 2168 nt
Organism: Melitaea cinxia (Glanville fritillary)
Lineage: Eukaryota; Metazoa; Arthropoda; Insecta; Lepidoptera; Nymphalidae
Exons: 13
Coding region: 1-2124 (707 amino acids)
Biological process (GO): sodium ion transmembrane transport
Cellular component (GO): membrane
Source: RefSeq, a predicted model, not a curated record
AUGUUUCUUGCAUUCAGACUGAAGUAUGAAGAUUUUUACAUACGCAGUCACUUCAGAUGGGAGAGUAUUCAAAAAUUUAUAUAUCUGGCGCAUGCUUUUUCGACAACUUGUUCAAGCUUUGAUAUGUUUUCAAAAGUUUUAGUUGUUAAAGUUCACGUAUUCGAAUAUAUAAUAUACACAAUAUUUAUAGGUAUAAGUUACAUGUUUAUGGAUUUCUUUAUAAAACAAUAUUCCAGAAGAUUAGACACGAACAAACAUUUGAAUCCACUGUUAAGGGGUAUUUCGUUUGGUAUUCUAUUGCAAACGGCGCUUUGGACGAUACUGCAUGCAAGUGACUUAGCUGAUUCAUUGAGAUACUUCUUCAUCAGUAUGAAUGCUUCACCGAACUGGUCAAAAUGUAAAAAUAUUCGGGCAAAUAUCACCUGUAUGCCAUCGCAAGAUAUCGUAGUACAUUGCGACUACCGCCUGAAUGGGGCGAGAUGGAGUCACGCUAGCAAUCGCCACCUCGCCCCGGCGGCCCGGCACAAUGAGGGGUGGCUUCGCUUACAACAAGGCCAUCCCUCAGACAUGUGGGAUCGUGUCGUGUGGAGCGUCGAGGUGUCUGGCGGCCCCACACUCAUGGCAGGCCGGAGUUACCUCCUGUCUCACGAUAUGGUGCAGGUACAGGUACUUACCGAAGCACCCGUAUCCGGAAAAUACCUGCAUCAAACGGAAGGUGAGCGGCCCGAACCACCGCCUCAACUACUUCCGAAGGACCGGCAUGACCGCAUCCACCGACUACUGCCCGGGGACUGGCAGGGUCAGCUUCUCCGUCCACCGCCGAGGGCUUUUUCAAACAACGAUAAACACAGUUUGUCGACGCGUCUCUUUGUGAUUGCCAUUGUGUGGAUCGGUAAUUUUUUUAUCACGACCAUAACGGACAGUGCUCUUCUGACGAUUUUUAAAUUUUCAUUCAUUUGGGGAACAUUUUCUACGGCUUUCAUUUUAAUAUUUUUACUUUUUUCAACCAAAUAUACCAUCAAAGCAUUCUAUGAUAUAAUGGAUAUAAAAGAUUUCUUUCAUCGUAAUGCAUUUAAUUUGAUAUCAGAUCCAUUUGGUGUAGGACUUAUAGGUGUCUACGAUUUUGGAACAAUGUCACCUUUUACGAUGAUCGAUAACGCCGUCAUUAUAUUCGCAAUAGUAUUUGUAGUGUCUGCCUUUGCACGGUCACUAAUAGUGCGAGUUCUAUACUUGGUGCUAACAAACUGCGUGGACACGAAAGUUGUGGAAACUCCACAUUAUUUACUAUUUGCGAUAUUGCCAUUGAGCACAGAAUUCAUGAACGCUCAUAAAAUAUUUAUAGUUUACAUAUAUUCGUAUAUGACUACUGCCCUGGUUGCUUGCUUGGCAAUGUUUACUUCAAUUAUAUCAAGGCUCUUGCACAGCGAGUUUCGUUCGGUGAAGAAUAUUUACAUCGUCGGAUUAUUUUGUUUCUUGGGUUUCAACUUAUCCUUGCCUUUGAGUACCUUGACGAAGCAGAAAAUGAGGGGCAUUAUGUAUGGGCUGAAUACGUGUAGUCUUUACUUUGGUGGUGUCAAGGUGGCGAUCGUGAUGUGGCUAUACGGUGUUCAAACGUUCUCUACCGAUAUACACUUCUGGCUUGGCUUCAAGCCUACGCAGUUCUGGAAGUGUAUUUGGGCAAUGUUGCCAGUCGUUAUAAUGACGAUUUUGUGUAUAAAUAUUAUUAGUAUAAAGAAUUUAAAUGACGAAUCUCAAAAGGGUAUGGCUUUCACGUGGAUAGCUCUAUCGUUGUUAAUACAAUUAAUAAUUAAUUCUAAAAUGAUAGCAAAGUACAUAAUGCGAAAUAAUUUGGUAGGAAUUUUUAAAAGUAACUUUAAGUAUGGCCCUCCAGAAAUUGAUGAUCGUAAGAGGAGAAAAUACUUCGACGAAAUAGCAGAGAGCAGGCAGUGUCAGCAUAAUUGUAUGGUUCUGGAUGAAGGAUACGAAUGCAACCACAUGCCCCUCAUAUAUAAGAGUAGAUCGAACAUUUCCAGCAAUGAAUCAUCACUGACGAAUAUAUAUGAAGGGCCGUCGGGAAAAAGAACAUCAAGCGUCAUCGACGUCUCCGUUCUUCAUACCAAUUAAAAUACACGUACACUUUGUUUUGAGAAAUAAAAACUUUUUUUGAA